AUGGAACAAAUAGAUCUGGAUGUAACAACGGCACCACAACAAAUGAAGCUACUUUUUACGUUAAUACUGGAAGAGGCAAAACGAUUUCGGCAACUUUUACAGUGGGAUCCACCAUCUUUCUCAGCUCUACUGGCUCUUCAGUUUCUCAACAAAAAAGAAUAUGCCGGCGAACCGCUCAGUUCGGAUGCAGCAGUGGACAAAUUACGUGGCACAAUAACAAGUGCACUCAAGGAUCAUUGCUGUGGCUCCUCUCCACCACACACGAAAAAAUUACAAACGAUCAUUGCUCAAGUAAGUUAA
Messenger RNA from Gongylonema pulchrum, 300 nucleotides. Lineage: Eukaryota; Metazoa; Nematoda; Chromadorea; Rhabditida; Gongylonematidae. The record is from the annotation of a GenBank genome assembly.